AUGAUUGAUAGGAUUCUGGGAAAUAAAGGGUGGAUUAGGAGGUUUGAGAAGGCAAAGUGCACACACAUAGAGACUGAGGCUUCUGAUCACUGUAUUCUGAUGUUGGAUACCAAGCCUGAAAGGAAAAGGUGGAAGAGGAGGUUCAUGUUUGACAAGAGGUGGUUACAACACAGAGAUAUAGAAGAAGUUAUAGGAGGUGCUUGGGAAAGGCAGCAAGGGGGUUCAAGGAUGUAUAUGGUUCAAUCCAAGAUCAAAAAAGUUAGAAUGGAUUUGCUUAGUUGGAGUAAGCAGAAGUGCUGUAAUUCUAAGAGCUUGAUUCUAAAGGUAAAGCAGGAGAUCAAAGAGGUAAAGGAGAGCAGAGGUAAUGGUUACAGAAUUAAGUUAGCAAGUCUGAAAAGAAAGCUGGCAGAGGCUUAUAAACUGGAGGAGACAUAUUGGAGCCAAAAGGCUAGGGUGAAGUGGUUGCAAGAACGGGAUAAAAAUACGAGUUAUUUUCAUGCUAAGGUGGUAGGGAGGAGGAGGAUGAAUAGGAUCAGUGUGCUGAAAAACAGGAGUGGUGAGUGGUGCAAGGAUGAAGAGGAAACAUGCCAGGAGAUAGUUGAUUAUUUUCAGCAGAUCUAUACAUCUGAGAGACCUGAGGAUUUUUCUGAGAUUUUAGAGGGAAUUCCACAGACCAUCACUGAUGAGAUGAACAGAGAGCUCACCAGGAAGGUCACAGAGCAGGAGAUCAGUCAGGCAGUGUUUUCGAUGCAUCCUACUAAGUCUCCUGGACCAGAUGUCUUAUCCCCAAAAACUGCAUCCCCUAGCACUAUUGCAGAUCUUAGACCUAUAAGCCUGUGUAAUGUUCUGUACAAAAUUAUCUCUAAAGUAAUCACCAAUAGGUUCAAGCAUGCCCUGAAUUAUUGCAUUAGCCAUUCUCAGUCUACCUUUGUUCCUGGGAGGCAGAUUUUGGAUAAUGUCCUGAUAGCUCAUGAGUGGUUUUCUUCACUGUUGAAGCAAGCAGUUGUGCAGGGUAAGCUGACUGGGGUUAGGAUUGCAGAGGAAGCUCCUAGGCUGUCUCAUCUGUCUUUUGCAGAUGACUCCUUGAUCUUCUGCAAAGCAAAUGCUAUGGAAGCUGGACAGCUAAGGAGAAUACUAGAAGUAUACAGGGAAGCUUCGGGACAACUGAUCAAUAUUGAGAAAUCUUCUUUGUUUUUUAGCAGGAAUAUGAUGGGCAGACAUAAGGCAGGAGUAAUGAGGGAAUUGCAAGGGAUUAAGCAGGUCCAACAAAGUAGGUACUUAGGGCUGCCUUUGGUCAUUGGAAGGUCCAAAAAGCAGACUUUUGAUUUUAUCAAGCAGAAAACAUUAGAUAGACUGAAGGGGUGGAAAGAGAAGCUUUUGAGCCAGGCUGGGAAGGAGGUGUUGCUCAAGUCAGUUAUCAUGGCAUUACCUAUCUAUGUAAUGUCAUGUUGUAUGCUUCCAAAGGAUGUGUGUAGGAAAAUUAGCUCUGAGAUGGCAAAGUUCUGGUGGGGUCAAAAGGAAAAGGAGCACAGAAUCCACUGGUUGAGCUAG
Messenger RNA from Coffea eugenioides, 1551 nucleotides. RefSeq lists its product as uncharacterized. Bases 1 to 1551 code for a protein of 516 amino acids. Lineage: Eukaryota; Viridiplantae; Streptophyta; Magnoliopsida; Gentianales; Rubiaceae. The transcript is spliced from 3 exons. The record is from RefSeq and is a predicted model, not a curated record.